Molecule: messenger RNA, 1797 nt
Organism: Chlorocebus sabaeus (green monkey)
Lineage: Eukaryota; Metazoa; Chordata; Mammalia; Primates; Cercopithecidae
Gene: PROX2
Product: prospero homeobox 2
Biological process (GO): regulation of transcription by RNA polymerase II
Cellular component (GO): nucleus
Molecular function (GO): DNA-binding transcription factor activity, RNA polymerase II-specific; RNA polymerase II cis-regulatory region sequence-specific DNA binding
Source: RefSeq, a predicted model, not a curated record
CCCCGAACAAGUGCCUGGAUGGAUCCAAACUCCAUCUUGCUUUCUCCUCAGCCCCAGAUCUGCUCCCACCUGGCAGAAGCCUGCAUGGAAGGUGAGAGAAGCUCAUCUCCUCCAGAGCUGGGUAGAGGCUCCCAGUUUCCCUGGAGCCAGGUCCCCAGCUCCAGCCCUGCAGACCCCGAAUGGUUUGGUGAUGAGCACAUCCAGGCGAAGAGGGCCAGAGUGGAAACCAUCGUCCGAGGCAUGUGUCUCUCCCCGAAUCCUCUGGUACCAGGCAGUGCACAAGCUGGGGACAGCCCACGCUGCCCAGAGAAGGCCCGAGAGAGGAAGAGGAAGCAGAGCCUUCCCACACAGCAAGGCCUCCUGAUGCCACUCCCUGCCGGGGACCAGGGCAACAGGAAGGGGGGCCCUCGUGUGAGAGAACAACUUCACCUGCUGAAGCAACAGCUAAGACAUCUGCAAGAACACAUCCUACAGGCUGCCAAGCCCAGGGACACAGCUCAGGGGCCAGGAGGCUGUGGCACCGGGAAAGGCCCUCUGAGUGCAAAGCAGGGGAAUGGCUGUGGGCCUCGCCCCUGGGCUGUGGAUGGUGACCACCAGCAGGGUUCCAGCAAGGACCUCUCUGGGGCAGAAAAACACCAAGAGUCUGAGGAGCCCAGGUUCCUUCCUUCUGGAGCACCAGAUUCGCUGGAGAUUCUGAGGAAAGAGCUGACCAGGGCAGUGUCCCGGGCUGUGGAUUCAGUAUUACAAAAGGUACUGUUGGAUCCACCAGGCCGCCUGACUCAUCUGGGCAGAAGUUUCCAGGGGCAGGUGCCAGAGGGUAGAAGCGAGCCCUCACCUCCUGUGGGAGAGGCCUGUGAAGAUCCACUUGCUUUGGCUGCCUUGCCCAGGAGGGUCCAGCUACAAGCUGGGGUCCCAGUAGGAAAAUUGUCACUGGCCAAGCCUCUAGAUUCUCCUAGGUACCCUAUCCCUCCAAGAAUGAUCCCCAAACGCUGUCAGGAUCUCCCAGCAAACUGUCCCUUGACUGCACCUUCCCACAUCCAGGAAAAUCAGAUUCUUAGCGAGCUACUGGGUUAUGGAUGCAACAAUGGCCAUUGGAGUAGCAGUCCUCCCCAGGACUCAUCUUCCCAGAGGCACCCCUCCUCAGAGCCCGCCCUACGACCUUGGAGAACUACUAAACCACAACCAUUGGUCCUGAGCCAGCAGCAGUGUCCCCUGCCUUUCACCUCUGCCCAUCUGGAAAGUCUGCCCCUUCUUCCCUCAGUGAAGAUGGAACAGGGAGGCCUGCAUGCCGUCACUGAGGCACUGCCUUUCUCUUCGUUGCAUAUCCAGGAAGGUCUAAACCCUGGUCACUUGAAGAAGGCCAAACUAAUGUUUUUCUUCGCACGAUAUCCCAGCUCCAACCUCCUGAAGGCUUAUUUUCCUGAUGUUCAGUUCAACCGCUGCAUUACCUCCCAGAUGAUCAAGUGGUUCAGCAACUUUCGUGAGUUUUAUUACAUCCAAAUGGAAAAAUCUGCCCGGCAAGCAAUUUCAGAUGGUGUCACAAAUCCCAAAAUGCUGGUGGUUUUCCGCAAUUCAGAACUUUUUCGAGCUCUCAAUAUGCACUAUAACAAGGGAAAUGACUUUGAGGUUCCAGAUUGCUUCUUGGAAAUCGCCAGCUUGACGUUACAGGAGUUCUUCAGGGCUGUCUCCGCAGGGAGAGACUCAGAUCCUUCCUGGAAGAAACCCAUUUAUAAAAUUAUUUCGAAACUGGACAGUGACAUCCCAGAGAUAUUCAAAUCUUCCAGCUAUCCCCAGUAG